Cutaneotrichosporon cavernicola is the source of this 2574-nucleotide messenger RNA. RefSeq lists its product as uncharacterized. NCBI's taxonomy places the organism in Eukaryota, Fungi, Basidiomycota, Tremellomycetes, Trichosporonales, Trichosporonaceae. Gene Ontology annotation, cellular component: membrane. Gene Ontology annotation, molecular function: transmembrane transporter activity. Gene Ontology annotation, biological process: transmembrane transport. The record is from RefSeq and is a predicted model, not a curated record. Bases 1 to 2574 code for a protein of 857 amino acids. The transcript has 9 exons.
AUGCCUUCCAACUCGAGCGACGAGUUCAAGGACAACGACAGUCGUGAAGACUAUCGGACUCAACCGACUGUCGGAGAGGAGGAGUCCCGCUUGCCGGCUGGAACCCUCACCGACGAUGAGCGCCUCCGUAUGCUCGGAUACGACGUGUCGCUCGGCCGGCCUCUCGGCUUCUGGUCGAGUGCAGGCUUGAACGUGUGCCACUCCUCGGCCAUCUUCGACUUCAUCGGAUACCAGGCCAUGUACGCUUACGAUGGCCCACUAUUGUUUAUUAUCGGAUACCCGUUCCUCGCGUUCUUCCACCUUUGCCUCAUCGGACCGUUUUCUGAACUGGUCUCCGCCUUCCCCGUGGCUGGAGGUAUGGCGACAUGGGCGUGGCAGCUUGCUCGCAACGGUGUCGGCGGAGAGCGCCAGUGGGCAUGGGUUGUUGCUGGUUUCACCCUCGCCAUGCACUUGGGCAAGACAAUCAGCUACAUGUACGCCGUGACUAUCAGCCUCAAGUCCAUCUACACGUCCAUGGCUUUCCCGGAUUCCAAUCAAUUAACUGGCGAAGCUGCGCACCCCAAGGAAUGGUGGGAGCCCGUCUUCUACCUCUCACUUGUUUCCUUCGUGGCCAUCUUGACUAUGACUCGUAUCGCGCGGACGAGCACCUUUUGGAUCGCAGCCGGCAUUUUCAACGUCAUCGUCAUCAUCCUAACGUAUAGUAUGCUCAUCACAUGCGCUGUCAAGAUUCCGACCAGUCCCCAAGCGAAACUCAUGGACAUUCUGGGCGGGAACCCGCCCCAGAACUGGGGCUUUCCGAACCGAAAGAAGUGGAUCUAUCCUCUGUCGCGCAUGAUCUUCAUGGGCCUUCCCCUUAGAGUCACUGCGAUUGAUGCUCCUAUUCACAUGGCUGAGGAGACCCAGAACCCAUCACGCACGGUGCCGCGUGUCUUGUGGACAACCUGUAUCUAUCACUACAUCAACGUCUACAUCUUGGUCAUCCUGUACAUCGUGUUCCUUAUUCCGGUCACGAACGGGUUGUACGCUACGUUUCCAGUUGUUCCUUUGGGAGGGAUCAUGGACAUUGGCAAAUCUGGUAUUUUGGCAUUUGCCAUCCUCGCCACUUUGUGUACCACGACGCAGGUCCUGGCAUCGACGCUCAUCACGUCCCGCUUCAUCUUCGCUCUGGCACGUGACAAGGGCAUUCCUUUCUCCAAGUUCCUCGCGAGAACCGACAAGCACAAAGAGCCGUGGGUGGCCAUGACUGCCCUUCUACUGGCCAUGUUCCUGGCCACUACUGGAUGGCUCGUCAACCAUCAGAACUGGUUUUCUCUUCUCCAAGCGUUCCAGUUCUACCUCAUCAACAUCCCUUACGGACUUCCCUUGGUCCUCUACCUGUUAUGUCGCCUCGACCUUCGUUACGUUGGUCGUUCCGACUUUUCGUUGGGCAGGCUCAGCAAGCCUUGCACUUGCAUCACCAUUGCCUGGCUGUCUCUCUCUUUGAUCCAGGGUUGCCUGUCAUUGACAGUAUUCAAUGGGAAAACCAUAGGCGCGGAGGCCAAGGAUGGCCAAAAGGCAAGCGAGAUCAUCAGCUUCCUGCCAAUGGUGAUCGCUGGUCUGCUUCUUAUUUUCCUCGCGUCGUGGUUCCUAUAUGGUCGCCGCCACUUUGUCGGGCCAAUCCGCGCCCUCACUAUCUGGACGACAGGUCAAGACAUCGAUCCAAGAAACGUCAGCACUACUAACCCACGAGGCCGGGCCAUUAGGCAGUACAUCGACAAGAAGACUGGACGUACAUCAUCCAACGAGGGCUCGAAUCCAGCAACACCAGUGCGGCCAACCUUUAGUGGACCGCGGACCGCUACGCUGCCCUCAAGUCCGGCCAAGUCGCCGACCCUGCAGCGUCUCCUUGGUCGUGGUACGAACAGUCCUUCGAAUGGAAGCCCCGGCCCCUCCACAGACUGGAACACGUCCACAUCGCCGUAUGGCGGCCCCGCAGUCUCUGUCUUGCCCGAGAGCGGAGUGCUGCCUCACGAGAGGACGGCCAACUAUGACAUGACUCGGGGAGGAGUCUCCGUUAUCCCGGAGAGUGGCGUUUUCCCAGAGAGUGUGGUCGAUGAUCGCUCGAUGAUGAGUGCAGCGCAGGCCGAGUCCCAGUUCCUCCCAGAGCCCCAGGCAGCAGUGUCGCGCGCCCGCCGCGGCAUCUCCUUCCGGCCAUCAACGAUCAAGAUCGGCAACCAGUCGUACCCCCUCACGCAGCUCACGCCGCCCCCGCGCUCACCGCCCACUCAAACCCCACUCUCGCCCCCACCGCGUGGCCGCAACAGCCUCCAAUACGCAUCCGCUCUGCCGACACAGAUUGAGGCCGCAAUGGAAGAGUCACAGCUCGAGCCUGAACCUCACUCUGGGCUAUCGUUUGGCGCAAUGCCGGCGCUCGAAGAGUCACAGAUCCACCCGGGCGGGUCACGCGACAGCUUUGGCGUCGGGGACACGCUCGAGUCCCGCUCAGGCGGCAACGUCGUGAGCAUCCCCUCCGAGGAGGAGAGCUUUAUCGAGCCGGCGGCUCUUGCCGAGUCGCAGCUCCAUCCGAGUCAGUGA